This is a messenger RNA of Nasonia vitripennis (jewel wasp), 4713 nucleotides long. Its product is annotated as transcription factor Sp4. The coding region runs from base 929 to 3562 and encodes 877 amino acids. The record is from RefSeq and is a predicted model, not a curated record. The transcript is spliced from 10 exons. Gene Ontology annotation, molecular function: RNA polymerase II cis-regulatory region sequence-specific DNA binding; DNA-binding transcription factor activity, RNA polymerase II-specific. Gene Ontology annotation, biological process: regulation of transcription by RNA polymerase II. Lineage: Eukaryota; Metazoa; Arthropoda; Insecta; Hymenoptera; Pteromalidae.
UGCCUAUACUCCACUCUACACUCUACAGUCUACAGUUCGCAGAUACAAUGCACGCUAUAUGCUACGUACUAUGUACAAAUACCUACAUAUAGCCGUCACUGCUGCGCUAUUAUGUGUGAGUGCGUUGUUCCUGUGCGCGUUUGUGUAUAAGCUUAGCGCGUCCGGCGUCGGCUCUGCUUCGCUUCUAUCGUACUCACGCUCAUUACAAAUCCGCCUACGAGAGUAGGAGGCGUCGCUGCUGGCCGUGUUUCAGCUUGGGAAUAUAACAUGUGCGUCGAGCUUGGCUGGAUUUUCGGCGGGAGUGCUGCAGCGUGCUGAAAUAGCCGUACCUAUAUAUUAUACUUACGGCCAUAACCUGCAAACUGACGUACGGGAUUGCGCGCGCGCUCGUACUUGUGUACAGCUGGCUCCUGCAUGCCCGUCUGCCCGUGUCCCACUGGAAUGACUUCUUUGCGGCGAUAGCGUGAGGAGAAGAUACGCAAGGAGUUGCUGCGCGGUGCUGCCGCUGCAUCAGCGGGCCUACCGAGGACAGGAGUGGGCUGCUGUUGAUGUGUGCAGAGCCAGCAUACCUAUAGCCAAGUGAUAAUUCAGUUCUGUGUGGAGAUGACUGAGAUGACUGCCAUGCGGAUGAAUGCUGUCUUCCUAAAAUAUCUCCAGACACGAGUGUGAUCCGGCUGGUUUAUUUUGCUUUCUGGCUGCUGCCAGCGGAUGCUUCUUCUGGCACUUGGAAGAGUCGGAUCGAAAGCUCGAGUGCUCUGCAAGAUUCUGCACUAUGGCGCAGCAAGUGGCAAACAAGUCUGAUAAGGAAAUGAGCUCGAGCCGUAAGCUAAGCAGGCUACUCGCCUAGUCUCCGAAACAUUUGUCAAACUGCCGUGUGCGACAAAGCGAAGGAGAAAAAAAUUGCGCUUAGAGAGAAGUCCCCCGAGGUAUGGCCAGGAUGAAGCAAAAUCUCGACGGCAGACCUCUCACCCAGGAUGAGAUGGAUGAGAGCGAGCAGCAAGCUCAGGCCCAGGCUCAGCAGCAGGUCCAGGAUGCGGUCGACCAGCAGGUCCAGCAGCAGCAGCAGCAGCAGCAGCAGCAGCUAGAGCAACAGGGCAUCCCUCAGAUUCGCUUCCUCAACGCCAACGUCUUGCAACAGCUUCAGCAGCAACAGGCUGCGGCAGUCGCGGCCCAGCAACAAGCCCAGCAGCAACAGCAAGACGCCCAGCAACAGCAGCAGGGCCAGCCCCAGGUCAUCACGCUGCAGCAGCUGCAGAAUUUCGUGCCUUUACAGCAGCAGCAACAGCAGCAGCAUGACCAGCAGAGGGCACAGACGAUAUCUAUGCAAGCGCUGCCUCAGCAGUUUCUUCAGGGAGCUCAGCUGGUAAGCACCCAAGCACAGGCAGCUGCAUUGCAACAGCAGACAGCACAGCAGGUGCAAGCACAGACGCAGGCUCAGCAGCAAACACAGCAGCAACAGCCUCAACAGACGCAGCUCAGUUACAGUGUCAUACCACAGAUGCAAACUGUCAACAUAGAUGGACAGGAAGCUCUGUUUAUACCUGCAGCCUCUGCUGCUCAUCAACAGGCUCAGCCGACGAUGCAGUUCACCACAGCCAAUGGUCAGCAGAUACAAUUGGCUGGACAGCAAAUCCAGCUAGCUAAUGGACAGACCAUUAUCAAUCCCCAUCCUGUUAGUCUGAUAAGGUCGCCAAACGUUUUUCCAACUUCGAUUCUGCAGAAUAUCAAUGGACAAACCGUGCAAUUACCCACAGAACCCGAGGCCAACUUGGAUGUUUCAGGUCAAAGCGUGCAGGUACGACCGCUGCAAUUUCCCAUGCAGCAGCUCCAGCAAACAGUUCCUGUGCAGGUGCCUGUCACCGCUAACGGCCAGACUGUCUACCAAACUGUGCACUUUCCCGUGCAAGCUUUGUCCAGUGUCUUCAACAUGCCCACCGCUCAGAUGGUUCCCCAAAUUACGCAGCAGAUGCCGCAAGUUGCUCAGAUCAUAACGCCAAACGGCCAGAUUCAGCAAGUCCAGAUAGCGAAUCUGUCUCAACUGCAGAGUUUACAAUCGCUUCAAGGACAGCAAGUUGCUCAGCAAGUUGCCCAGCAAGUGGCUGCACAACAGCAAGCUGCUGCAGCUGCUCAAGCCCAAGCCCAAGCCCAAGCCCAAGCUCAAGCUCAAGCUCAAGCUCAAGCUCAAGCUCAAGCUCAGGCUCAAGCUCAGGCUCAGCAACAUGUGGCUCAACAAGUAGCCGCGCAGCAGCAGCAACAGCAACAACAGAAUCAGCAACAGGUGCAGCAAGUUCAGCAAGUACAGCAAGUACAGCAAGCUCAGCAAGCAUCGUCGUCGACACCUGCCUCGACGGUGUCCACGUACACUACCCCGAGUAAUGUUCAGGUCGUAGGUAUCAGAUCUGGAAAUGGAAAUCUGAUAACGACGAAAGACGGGCAGAAAAUAGACGUGCAAUCCAUAACGCAGAUCAGGCCGCAACAAGAGGUGCAGGAAGGUGAAAUAAAGGUUACUAAUAUAGAUGCCAGUCAGCUUGCGAACGGCCAAGUCAUACAUAUCCCACAAACAAUGCAACAGUCCGGCCAGCCUAUAAGUAUCGCAGGAGCUCAAGGCCAGCAGAUAACGUUGAUUCCAGCAUCGGCUUUGGCAGGUCUGACGGCACAGCAAGCGGGUGGUAUGAUGCGCAGUGUCAAUCUCGGUGGUGGCGUAAUGCAGUUGCAACCGGCUGGUGGCCUGAGUGCCGCUAAUGGUUUUCUGCAGUCAAUUCCGGUACAGAAUAUCCCGGGCCUAGGCAACGUCCAGGUGAUCUCGGCGGUACAACCAACGACGGUACAAACACUGCAGCCCGCAGCCACCGCUGCUGCAUCGACAGUCCACAUCGAGAGCGCCAGUGAUCCCAAGUGGCAGAUCCUCCAGACGAUUAACUCGAAUGGUGCUACUACUAUUUCUGCUCAGCCACAACCCCAGCAACAGACCCAGGUCCAGCAACAGCAACCGCAGCAGAGCCAACAGCAGCACAGCAAUGCCAGCGCAAGUGGAGAUGACACCAACAAGCAACAUAGGCGCAGAGUCGCCUGCACGUGUCCUAACUGCGGUGACGGCGACAGGAACCGUGAUAUGACGCGAAAACGACAGCAUGUUUGCCACAUUCCUGGGUGCAGCAAAGUCUAUGGCAAAACAUCUCAUUUGCGAGCCCACUUGAGAUGGCAUACGGGUGAGCGGCCAUUCGUUUGCAAUUGGAUAUUCUGCGGCAAAAAGUUCACUCGCUCGGACGAGUUGCAGCGUCACAGACGCACCCACACAGGCGAAAAACGCUUCGAGUGCCCGGAGUGCACCAAGAAGUUUAUGAGGUCUGAUCAUCUUACAAAACACAUCAAGACGCACACAAAGAUACGCAGCACGGAGGCGGCGACAUCAACGCAGGAAGGUUCUUCGGACAGUCAGUCUUCGAACGAGGAAAAAAUCAUCAUUGCAUUUCGCAAGGAGCCCGAGCAGACAGAGCUCGUUCUUACGGAUCCACUGGAGGUCAUCGAUAACCAAGCGACAAAUCAUGUUACGAACGAAUAGAUAUUCUUUACUCCUGGUGAACAAAUUUCUCUGGCAAUUUAUUAAAAUCAUCGUUGCAGAUGUAAAUCAAUUACACGGAUCUUUCAUUUAUAUUUGUAUUUUACAACCAUUUUUGCAGUUCACGCAAUUUUUUUAUUGUUUAAUUUUUUUAUAGUAUAUUUUUAUUUCUAACAAGUAAUUUUUUUUAAUUUUCAUAAAAAUAUGUACACCGCUUUAAGCCUUACUCUUGAUUUACUAUGCAUACUUAGAUAGCAACUUAGAAUUUUUGCUGUUAUUUUGUAAUAUAAUCGGAAUAGGUAAAGAAAUUUAGGUGAACAUUCAGUUAUUUUCACUUUCAGUAAAUUCAAAAUUUCGUAAAAAAUGAUGAUUUCACUUACAUUUUAAACUAUUAGUGCAAACAAAUCGUUAUCUAUUCAUCUAUCUUAAUUGUGAGAGAAAUUUUGUCACCAGGAAAAACUUCGCAAUCAUUCUAAAUCUAAUGCUUUAGAUUAGAAAGCGAAGUAAACUAGUCCCUUUGGUAAAGUUUUUAAGGAUUAUACCAGAUAUUGUGAUAAAUCUUUUGCGAAAAUUUAUAACUAUUUUUAUAGUCUUUUUGCGUUGAUGUUUAACUAUUUUUUUUCAAAUCUUAUUUUAUUUCAUCUCAUUAUUUGACAAAAUCAGAAUGUCAAAGAGAUAGAUUAAACCACCUUAUGAUCUUUAUGCUCUAGAUAGAACACAUAUCUGGUGAUAAUCAGUUGAAACAGUGUAUAAAUUGGAACAAAUGUAUAUCUCCAUUGAAAUUAGAGACAUAUUUGUGUAUGAUGUCUACAAGAAUUGCAAUGAUUCCGUUGUAGGCAAUAGAUAUAUUUUUAUAAGAAAAGUUUUGUAAAAACUGUAAAUAUAAAUUUGCAAAUAAUGUACAGAAUCGUGAAAAAUGUUUUUGCACACAAAUAUUUACACUUUUUGACGUUUUUCCAUGGUAUAACAAUGCGACUUUACUCUACAACUUUUUUCUGUACGCGCAUUAAUCCAUAUGCUGUAUGUAAUAUUAGUCGCCAUUUUCCAUGAAGUAAUGGUUUCAAAAAUGAGAAGAAGAAAGCACUGAAUAUACUGUUAAAACAAAUAAUAUAUUGUUAUAAAAAUAAAAAUAAAAAAUAAAAAAUACAACAUAC